Penicillium coprophilum is the source of this 951-nucleotide messenger RNA. RefSeq names its product glycoside hydrolase family 16 protein. Gene Ontology annotation, molecular function: hydrolase activity, hydrolyzing O-glycosyl compounds. The coding region runs from base 1 to 951 and encodes 316 amino acids. Lineage: Eukaryota; Fungi; Ascomycota; Eurotiomycetes; Eurotiales; Aspergillaceae. The record is from RefSeq and is a predicted model, not a curated record. Gene Ontology annotation, biological process: glucan catabolic process. The transcript has 2 exons.
AUGGUGCGACUUUCUACCCUCGUUGGCGCCACGACGCUUGCGUUGUCAAAGAUGGCCACAGCAAAUUACGUCUUGUUGAAGUCGUACGACACAACGAACUUUUUUGACGGAUUUGAAUUUCGGAAUGGCACUGGAUCUGGCGGGUUUGCUCAAUACGUGGAUGCUACUACCGCAAAGGCAAAAUCCUUAGCAGGUAUCCGGAACGGCAAGGUGUACCUAGGCGUCGAUAAUACGACUGAAAACACGACUGGUGGUCGACAAUCCGUCAGAGUCAUCACGAAGGAUGUUUAUACCAAUGGGCUUUAUAUUGCUGAUAUCGCUCACAUGCCAGGCAAUGCCUGUGGUAUCUGGCCGGCCUACUGGACCAGUGGUCCAGACUGGCCUAACAGCGGCGAGAUCGAUAUCAUCGAAGGCAUCAAUAUGCAGAAAACCCCUAUCAUCACCCUACAUUCCGGAAAGAACUGCACCGUCACGAAUACUGGCUCGGCAGCUGGCUCAGUUCUUGUCGAUCCGGAUUGUGACAGCAGUACCUCGUCUGGCGGCUGCUCUCAGACCUCGACAAAUACCCAGGCCUAUGGAGACGGCUUCAACGCGAUUAACGGCGGCGUUUACGUCACACAAUGGAGAACGAGCGAUAUCUCGGUCUGGUUCUUCCCCCGUAGCAGCAUCCCGGCGGACAUCACAAACGGGGCUCCAACACCACCCACUUGGGGCAAGCCAUUGACCCGGUUUGUGGCCUCGGGCUGCGACUUUGCGACUCACUUCAAGAGCAAUGACAUAAUAUUCAACACGAACCUGUGUGGCUGGGCUGGAAAUGAGUGGCCAUCCGAGUGUAAGGCGAAGGCUGCUACCUGCAAGGAGUAUGUAGCGCAAAAUCCGUCGACGUUCUCGGAUGCAUAUUGGUUGAUCAACUCUGUCAAGGUAUAUCAAUGGAGCAAUGCUGCCAAAUAG